CCACGGAGACACGCCCCUCGCCUCCCCGUAGAGCACGGACUCGCCCGGGCUCCCAGGCUCCGCCCACCCCGCUGGGAGCCUGGCUCGCUCUCCUGCCCCUGCACUCAAGACCCAGCGGAGCCUGGUGAAGGGCUGCAGCCUUCAUGGGCGGCGAGCGGGAUGCAGGCUAGCACGCCGGGGUCCGCGCACACGCGCUGCCCAAAAGACCCCCCGAAGCUGAGCGCGGGCUGGGAGUGCGGCCGGAAGAAGCGGCGUGGCGUCCCUGACAAGGGUCCGGGCUUGCAAGGUAGGGAGUAGGCAGAGGGCCAGGCAAAGUUGAUCGGAGCGAGGAGGUGGUUGGCCCGUGCCCUCUCGCCUCUGGGAACCGCGGAGCGACUUGGACUUGACCCCGCCGCGCCCUAGGCGCUCUGAGCAGCGCCUAUCUGCCGCCGCGCGCGGGAGCGCACUUGCAAACUUGGUGGAGGUGCCCUGCGCGUCCUGUUGUGUAACCUCCGCGCCGCCAGCUGGACCGGGAAGUUGCUCGCCCGUCCUUCAGCUUGGUUCAGUCGCAGCCCGCGGCGAAUUUCAUGGCCCGCGACGAACGCUCGGCCAGAGGCGGCGUGGGCGAGCCCCCGCGCGCUCCGACCCGUGGGGAGCUCUCGCGCGCGGUCCCUUCCCCUCGCCCGCGCCUCCGAUGCGCGCUGAGCCUCUCGCCGCUGCCGCCCGCUCGCUGCGGUCUGCCCUUCCUAGUUGCUGCCUAGAGUUGGAGAGAAGAGGAUGACCGAGGUGCCUUGGCCGACUGUCCCCAACGGGACGGACCCAGCCUUCCUGGCUAGCCUGGGCUCGCCCUGGGGAAACAGUACUGUCGCCGCCACUGCAGCGGUUUCCUCUUCAUUCCGAUGUGCCCUAACCAAGACCGGCUUCCAGUUUUACUACCUGCCGGCCGUCUACAUCUUAGUGUUCAUCAUCGGCUUCCUUGGCAACAGCGUGGCUAUCUGGAUGUUCGUUUUCCACAUGAAGCCUUGGAGCGGCAUCUCCGUGUACAUGUUCAACUUGGCUCUGGCUGACUUUUUGUACGUGCUCACCCUGCCCGCCCUCAUCUUCUACUACUUCAAUAAGACUGACUGGAUCUUCGGAGAUGCUAUGUGCAAGCUGCAGAGAUUCAUCUUCCAUGUGAACCUCUAUGGUAGCAUCUUGUUCCUCACCUGCAUCAGCGCGCACAGGUACAGCGGCGUGGUGUACCCGCUCAAAUCUCUGGGCAGACUCAAGAAGAAGAAUGCCGUCUAUGUCAGCAUGCUGGUGUGGCUCAUUGUAGUGCUGGCCAUCUCCCCCAUUCUCUUCUACUCUGGCACUGGGAUUCGGAAGAACAAAACCGUCACCUGCUAUGACACCACCUCUGAUGACUACCUGAGAAGUUAUUUCAUCUAUAGUAUGUGCACAACAGUGGCCAUGUUCUGUGUCCCCUUGGUGCUGAUCUUGGGCUGUUAUGGAUUAAUUGUUAGAGCUCUGAUUUACAAAGACCUGGACAACUCUCCUCUCAGAAGGAAAUCCAUUUACCUGGUAAUAAUUGUCCUGACGGUGUUUGCUGUGUCUUACAUCCCUUUCCAUGUGAUGAAAACGAUGAAUUUGCGGGCACGGCUGGAUUUCCAGACCCCAGAAAUGUGUCAUUUCAACGAUAGGGUUUAUGCCACUUAUCAGGUGACAAGGGGUCUAGCGAGCCUCAACAGUUGUGUGGACCCCAUUCUUUAUUUCUUGGCUGGAGAUACGUUCAGAAGGAGACUGUCCCGAGCAACCAGGAAAGCUUCCAGGAGGAGUGAGGCCAAUUUACAAUCCAAGAGUGAAGAAAUGACUCUCAAUAUUUUAUCUGAGUUCAAGCAGAAUGGAGAUACAAGUUUGUGAAGGCACAAGACCCAAACUCCUCAUUUUUGUAACAUGGUCAAAAGAAGUUCCUGAGAUGACCUAUGCAUGCACAGGGCAGGAUGAAGCAACACUCUGUUGGCCAAAAGACCCAAUUUGUGCCACCUGAUAUGAGUAAGCAUUUCCACAGUAAAGACAGAUCUGUUGACAUUUGCGGGAAAGACACCUAAAAUUGUAAGAUUUAGCAAGUUACUAAAUGUCACACUACAGAAGUGUUUCAUUCCAAGUUCAAGGGUUGUUUUUUGUAAUUUUUUUUGUUGUUGUCAUUCCUUACAAAGUACUGUCUUUGACUCUUUGAAAGUUGCUUUGAACUUAUAUUGAAAUAAAAUGAUAAAUUAAGGAGAAACGGCACACAAGACAGAAUUGAAAAUUAAAACCAUAAUGUGGCCAUUGAGAAGACACUUAAAGCCCAUUCUUCAUGAACAGAAAGGGGACGGCACAACCAUUUGUGGAUGCCAUAGGUGCUGUGGUAAAUCUUGAAAAGCAGACAGUGAGAAGCAUUUAGAAUCUGCUUUUGUGCUCAUUUUUCAACCACUGUGCUACGGACAGGCUGAGACCUGUAAAUAUGUGCUUACUCAGCCAGGACACUAGCCCAUCUUGAUAUGACAAAUAUCAGUACUAAGCAGCUAGGAUUCAACUAGUUACAAGAAUUGGAAGACGUGAUACUAGUAAAUAUAUAUAUAUAUAUAUAUAUAUAUAUAUAUAUAUAUAUACUGAAGCUUUUCUUUUGUUGGCUGAAUGUAAUUAUUGUAAUAGUAUUUAUUGAUGAAGCCCAUAGCCUUCAGUUGUACAGAUUAUAAAAAAUUCUUUGAAGAGACAACAUAUGGAUGUAAAUUCUAUUUAUUGCAAUGUAUGAUAUUCAAAUGUUGUCACACUGGCAUAUUUUAUAGGAAUAGCUAAUUCUAGAUAAAAUAAGAACCAUAUUUAAGAUGUUUUUUUCAAAUGUUAGUACCUUUGAACUCUAAGACCAGUUUGUAUUUGGAUCUGAAAAAGAUGAAAAUCUGUCUGAGAAGUGUUUAAUUUUCCCUAGAUUUGGGUUUGCAUGCUUUCCUUUUGUUUAGGGUGCUUGUUACACAGACAUGAUUUGGUCUUAAUUUACUUACUAUAAGAUUCAUAGCAAGUAUAGGAUAUUUUAGACAGUGUAUGUAUAGUGUACAUUAUAUGUAUGUGUGUAUAUAUAUAUAUAUAUAUAUAUAUAUAUGAAAGUUUGUGCUGUCUUUCCAGAAAGUUUAGAAUAUUGCCGUAACUAUGGUCACAGCUUCCACUGCCAAAGGCUAAAGGCUUGUCUCCUAUUCAAAUUUGAUGAUUUAGAAGUGUAGUGAGUUAGACAUUAUGGAUAUAUGUGAGAAUUUAAAGACAAACUUCAGUGAAACGGGGAGAAAAGCGCAGCUGAUAGUUUUCUGCUGGGUCUUGAAGCUUUGUAUUUUUUUCUUAAGGUAUCAUAGUACAAUCUUAACUUCUUCAAGGUGGGGUUCUUAAGUAACACUGCCAGCAAGUGGAGCAUUGCUAUAAAGUUCAAUCUGUUUUGUUCAUGCAGCUGGUAACUUUAAUGCCAACAUUUUUAGUGAUAACUAUUUCAUUUGGCUGCUAAGUUCUGUCACAUUUUUUUAAAUGAAGGUGAAUUUAUGUUAGCAAAAUUUGUGCAUUUGAGUUAUGUUGUUUUAGUGCUUUUACAAGAAAAUGUUUAUUUUUAUACUAUCUGUGGUUUUCAUGUAGUCAUUGAAGCAGAUUUCUUUGUGGUUGACAGUGCUAUUGAGUGGUAUGGAACAGUGUUACCUGGUGUUUUGCGACUCUCAGGUUUAUCUCCUCAGUGGUAGCUUAACAAACUCUGGAUUGAUUGUGUAUAAUUGUCUUUGUAUUAAAGAAGAAGCACACACCUUGGAAAAGCACAGUAUUGUUUGACUGCAGGGGUGUGCAGUCCUGUUUCUGUGCUUUUGUGCAUGCGUGCAUAUGUGUGUGCAUGUGCGUAGGUAUGUGCGCUCAUGUAUUCGUGUGUGUGUGUGUGUGUGUGUGUGUGUGUGUAAAAGGCAUGGCAGCCAACCUUGUAUCUGCUAUUUAUAAUAACAACAAAGCUUCAUAACUGUGGUCAUCAGAAUUGUACUUAUCAUAGACAAUUAAAACUGAGAAAGAGUCAAUAAAAACUAUGAAACAUGGUGAUGGUGUUUGUAUUAUUGACACUGUUCUUGCUCAAAAGAUUCCUCACAUUGUAACAUAUUAUGAUAACUGAGUGGAAAAUGCUGCAGGACGCAUUGUUUUAAUUUGGGUAAUUUCUUAAAAUGACAACUGGGCUAUAACAAUUUAUAGUGAAGGAAAUCCUGAUGCAACGUAAUCCCUACUACUGUUAUUAUUUGAUGUAUAAUUACAAAUGAAGUUAUAAUAUA
Messenger RNA from Meriones unguiculatus (Mongolian gerbil), 4277 nucleotides. It is a transcript of the gene P2ry1, whose product is annotated as purinergic receptor P2Y1. The record is from RefSeq and is a predicted model, not a curated record. Gene Ontology annotation, cellular component: plasma membrane. The transcript has 2 exons. Gene Ontology annotation, biological process: platelet activation; relaxation of muscle; phospholipase C-activating G protein-coupled receptor signaling pathway. Bases 757 to 1878 code for a protein of 373 amino acids. NCBI's taxonomy places the organism in Eukaryota, Metazoa, Chordata, Mammalia, Rodentia, Muridae. Gene Ontology annotation, molecular function: G protein-coupled ATP receptor activity; G protein-coupled ADP receptor activity; A1 adenosine receptor binding.